Conger conger (European conger) is the source of this 6169-nucleotide messenger RNA. It is a transcript of the gene pdzd8, whose product is annotated as PDZ domain containing 8. The transcript has 5 exons. The record is from RefSeq and is a predicted model, not a curated record. Gene Ontology annotation, biological process: mitochondrial calcium ion homeostasis. Gene Ontology annotation, cellular component: mitochondria-associated endoplasmic reticulum membrane contact site. Lineage: Eukaryota; Metazoa; Chordata; Actinopteri; Anguilliformes; Congridae. The coding region runs from base 131 to 3601 and encodes 1156 amino acids. Gene Ontology annotation, molecular function: protein binding; lipid binding.
CCAGGAAAGAGGCAGAUGAUAUGGCAGCUUUGUGAUCGACCAGGUGGAACUUGCCUUUGUUAAUACGGUUAAACCGUAGAACAUGAUAAUAUUUUAACGCGAAGACGGUAAGAUAGCAAGCCGUUUUAAGAUGAUUUACUUGAUAUUUAUUUCAGCUUUUUCCGGGGCACUCAUCACUCUGCUAUUACAGCUCUUGCUGUUGUAUCGAAGAAGCCCCGAGCCUAUAGCUAGGACAGUGCAAUAUGUCAAAGUAGUGCCUGAGCCCGCAUUGAAGGAUUACUUUAAUAAUCAACAUGCCGAAUCAGGACAACAACAACCAGAUAACACGGCAUCUGCAGCAUCAAAACAGCAAGAUACCACCACUCCAAGGCAACAGGAAGCCACUGUCCCCGGCAGUAGCCCUAAACAACAGCCGCCGCCUUCUCAAAACGAGCCGCUCCACACCUCUCAACCGGAGACGUGCAAUUUUCUAAAUGCAAUAUUUUUGUUCCUAUUUCGCGAACUCCGGGACACCCCGGUGGUCAGACACUGGGUGACCAAAAAGAUCAAGGUGGAAUUCGAGGAGCUGCUGCAAACCAAGACGGCUGGACGGCUGUUGGAGGGACUUAGUCUCCGGGAUAUAUCUCUGGGUAAUUCGUUGCCUGUGUUCAAAACCGCAAAACUUAUGAAGCCAGUGGCGUGCAAUGAGGAUGGCAUGCACGAAGAGCUCAAUUUCGAGGUGGAUUUGGAGUACAACGGUGGGUUUCACCUGGCAAUUGAUGUCGACCUGGUCUUCGGUAAAUCCGCCUACCUUUUUGUGAAGAUGACCCGGGUCAUAGGGCGGCUGAAGCUGCAGUUUACCCGCACGCCUUUCACGCACUGGUCAUUUACCUUCUUAGAAGAUCCAUUGAUAGACUUCGAGGUGAAGUCCCAGUUCGAGGGUAGACCGCUGCCCCAACUCACAUCCAUCAUUGUAAACCAACUGAAGCGUGUAAUUAAGAAGAAACACACUUUGCCAAAUUACAAAAUCAGAUACAAACCCUUCUUCCCCUUCCAAGUGCAGCCUCCGGUGGCCACCUCCUGCGACCUGGACCUCUCCAUCCAGGACACGCGAUUGGUGGAGGGCCGGCUGAGGGUCACGCUGGUUGAAUGUAGCAGGCUCUUCAUCCUGGGCUCGUAUGAGAGGGAGACCUACGUCCACUGCACCCUGGAGCUCAGCAGUCAGGAGUGGAAGGAGAAGACCAGGAGCUCCAUCAAGACGACGGAGGUGAUCAAAGGCGCUUCCCAGAGCUUCGGCAUGACGUUCCGACACGUUCCGGCCAGCGAGGGGGACGCCGUGCACGUCAGCAUCGAGACGGUCACCCCCAACUCCCCCGCUGCCCUGGCCGACCUGCAGAGGGGCGAUCGGCUCAUCGCCAUUAGCGGUGUGAAAGUGACAUCUUCUGUGCAAGUGCCGAAGCUCUUGAAGCAGGCCGGGGACAAGGUCACGGUGCUGUAUGAAAGGCCCGUCCGUCACCAGAUCCCCGCCUCGGGCACUCUCCAGGAAGGGUUCAGCCAGCUGGAGGAGCCAAGCUUCCUGUCCCAGCCGGUGUACGAGGAGGACCCGGCUCCCAUCACCACCCUGGAUGCCUCCGACAGCAAGGAUGUAGACUCCGAGUUUGAGGAGCUUAUGCUGGACCCCAAGCCAGUCAGCGCUGAGGUCAAGGAGGACAUUUUGCUCAGCAUAAACCAAAGCCCUAAAAGAACCGUGGCUAGUCUCGCUGCAAAACCUCUGGGCAGCAUUUCGCCCAUCUUGAACCGCAAACUGAAUCUGGCCGGGCUUCAGUCUCCCCUGAAGCCCCAGCCUAAAGAUUCCCCCAAACUUGCACCCCCUAAAAGCAGCGAGCAGGCUGAAGGGCCCCAGCGGCCCACCGUUCCUCCCCCGCCUCCGCCCAGCCGCCCCCCCGUGCCCCCGCGGCCGCAGAUCAAGCUGACCUCGGCCUCCUCAGAAACCCAAAGCCUACUAGAAGCCGGGGAGCAGCCUGCCCCGGAGAAACCCGAGAGGCCCCCGCCGCCCGCCGUCAAUGGGGACAAACCCGCUGAGAAGCCGGCCGCCAAGCCGCCGGAUCCCGCCGCCGAGGAGCCGCCACCACCAACACCGGCGGCCCCCGUCAAUCCCAGCAAGCAAGACCUGGCCAAAGACAAGGUGUCGGAGAGCUCCUGCAGCACAAGAGACAGCGUGGAGGACCACCCCACGUGGGAGUCCUCGGAGACUGUCUUCCGCGACAAGGCGGCCAAGUGGAGCAAGGCCUCUGUGGUCUUCGAGGUGGAGAACAAUCACAAGUACCUUAACGUCGCACUUUGGUGCAAGGACCCUUUCAAAUUGGGCUGCCUCCUCUGCUUGGGGCACGUGAGCCUGAAACUUGAAUGCAUCGCCUUGGAGUGCCUCUCCACGUCCUCGAUGGAGUUCCAGACCACCAUCAGGCUGUUGCCCCCGGAGCCCAGGGCCAGCGUGAGCCGCACCGCCCUGCGCAGCCUCAGCACCCACAAGGGCUUCAACGAGAAGCUGUGCUACGGCGACGUGACGCUCAACUUCACCUACCUGAGCGAGGGCGAGUCGGAGAACUCGAGCGGGCUGGUGGAGCGCGAGGGCGAGGGCAGCCUGCAGGAGGACGAUCAGCAGCAGCCCCUCCAGCCCGGCGAGGAGCUCAGCUACAGCCCCAUGCAGAUCGUGGAGGUCAAGCACAACUUUCAGGACACCCAGUUCCAGAACCCCACCUGGUGCGAGUACUGCAAGAAGAAGGUGUGGACUAAGGCGGCCUCCCAGUGCAUGAUCUGUGCCUAUGUGUGUCACAAGAAGUGCCAGGAGAAGUGUCUGAACGAGCAUCCCUUCUGCAUGGGGGCGGACCGACGGGGCGGCGACCCGGAAGCCAAGUCCACCAUCAACAGGGCGACCACGGGGCUGACCCGCCACAUCAUCAACACCAGCUCUCGCCUGCUUAACCUGCGGCAGGUGCCCAAGUCCCGGCUGGCUGAGCAGGCCCCCGACAUAGCGGUGGAGCCCUCCCCCAAGCACACGCCCAACACCUCGGACAACGAGAGCAGCGACACCGAGACCUACUCCGGGGCGAGCCCGUCCAAGCGCCCCCCCGGCAGCGCGGCCAAGCUGGCCCGCAAGGAAGGGGGCCUGGACGACAGCGUCUUCAUCGCGGUCAAGGAGAUCGGCCGGGACCUCUACCGCGGGUUGCCCACCGACGAGCGGUCGCAGAAGCUGGAGCUGAUGCUCGACAAGCUCCAGCAGGAGAUCGACCAGGAGCUGGAGCACAACAACGCCCUGCUGCACGAGGAGCGCGAGACUGUCGACUCCCGCAAGAAGUCGCUCGUCUCUACCGCCCUCACCAAGUCCGGGGAGCGGCUCCAGGCCCUCACCCUGCUGAUGAUCCACUACCGGGCCGGCAUCGAGGACCUGGAGGCCUUCGAGAGCACCUCCCCAUCCGAGCAGCCGGGCUUCAAGGCCAAGGGGGGCCCCGAAGACGCUCUCAUGGGGGCCGAGGUAUUCGACUGCGACAUGGGCAGUCCCUUGGAGGUCCAGCUGUUGGAUGACAUUACUGAGGAGCAGAUCUGUGUGGAAGCACUCCCUUAAACCAUUGAGGACACGAGGCUUGUAACCAACAGCAAAUUAUUUUUUACUUUUUUCCCCCCUCCCUGCCUGGCAGGGUGGGGCUUGCACAUUCAUGGUGAUCCAAUCAAGACUUAGAGCCCAUCUGAAUUAUAGCCGUUUUUCCUCAUAAGCUAAUUUUUUUUCUUUUUAUGGUAAAAUGGAAGGAACAGCUGAUCCAUACCAGUUGGUACUGGCAGCACAGUUUAAUGUAAAAUCUGGGGCCAUGUUCACAAAACGUAGGUAGGAGGUAGAGAAGGAGCGCUGACUGAAGAUGGGGUUUAGCUCAUUUUAGCUGGUUUUGUUCAUUUUUUAUUCAUUAUGGACAUGGCUAAGAUAUGGACUGAGGAGAUCUAAUCCGAGUUCAGUACUCUGAGACGAUUAAUGAACAUGUGCCCUGGUGUUGAUAUGCGAAUUGGGUGCACUGGAGUAUUUCAUACCAUGGCAACUUUAGGAGUAUCCCACAGUAGCUAUGGUAGCUAUACAGGCACUUCCUUCUCACAGGGGGCCUGUAUAGCUCCAGGCAACUAUAGGAUACUUGUCAAGUUGUCAUGUUCUCUAAAAACUGGGGGGGGUUUUUUGUUCUCCAAAUAGUGGUAUUUCAUGUGUGACAGCACUUUAAAGAUCAUAAUGUCAUAUUCAUGCAUAGAAUCUGAAUUAUUGCCGUUUUAACUCCUGUGUCGCACAUUAACUUUCUGGAAAGGUACCAAUAUUGGAAGUAUAACCUUUAUAUAUCAAUAAAUAUAUUUUGUUGUUGCGACAAGCCUCUUGUUCUCAAACUCAAUACCAUAAACCUAUUGGAAAAGAAGAAAGGAAUGAGAAACAAUGUCCAAUACUGUAUGUGUAGUUUCUUUCUGGUGUUGUAUUUUUAACCCAUGCUGUCACCUGUAUUUGUGGGCACAUUUUUAUUGGAUGCUUUGUUCGCAUUUUGUCUGGUUUUAAAACAAAAAAAUCACUGCUGUUCUUCAUUGUAUUUGUUUUUUCUUGUUGUUUUUUUUUUUUAAGUUUCUGUGUUUAACUGCAAACUGCGAGUCAACUGCAUGUCGAAAUUGUACGGGCAAAAAAAAAAGAAAAGAAAAAAAAACAGUCUGGGGACCAGGGUUGGAGAGACUAACUUUUUUUAUUCUAAUUUGUAUUAAUUAUUUAUCAUUCAGACAGUAUCAACAUACAGUAUGUGGCUGUCUUGCGAUAAUUUACUGUAGCCUGCAUAGUCUAUGUAUAUGGUGAUGCUCUUGCUUAAAGUGUCGCUCUGUUCUGAACCUUUUUUUGGGAUGGAAAUGGAUUAGGAGGGUAUGGUAGAAUAAAAGAUGCUAUAAUAGGAAUUUAAAUUCAAAAUAAGAACAGAAACAAAUGGGUAAUUUUCCCCUCAAUCAAUUAUGCUAUGUCUGCCUAAAUGCAGUACGAAGGUUAUGGCAGAACCGUCAGACUGUUACCAAGGAGAAUUGCCUGUACAAGCUUCCAAUGAAAGGGAAAUUGCGAAAUCACAAAUGGAAGAGGCAUGUUUUUGUAAUGCACUGUACAUUUAUGUAAAUUAGAUGGGGGACAGACACGAAAUGGCCUAAAACGUUUUGAUGAGAUACAGUAUGUAUCAUUUAAUACAUUUUAUUAUUUGCCGGGGGGGGGCAGGGGGGAGAGAAGCCCAUUUUCUGAGUGAGUGCAGACUAGUGUGAUUGUGUAUGCUUUGCCUUUGGAAGUCAUUUUUCAUACGAAUGAAUGUAUGCCACUGAAUAUACACAGCACAAAAUGGUCGCCGCGCAAAUCGCCUGCGACAACUUGGCCGCAACGGUCGCAGUGUCCUGUUUUUUUUUGUUUUGUUUUUUUUACAGCAGCAAGUCUCAAAGAAGAGAAAAGAAAGGAAAAGUUUGGCAAUGUAUAUUCACUCUCAAGGCCAAAGUCCCUUUUCAAACAACUGGAGUGUAAUUCCUUUGAGCUCUGAGGGUGUAGCAGGGUCUCGAAAGUCCCUGAACGAGAACAUAACCAAAUUGGGACGGCGGGGGGACUGGACUGGACUGGACUGACUGGUUUGGGUGGAGUGGAGGACAAGCGGGAGGAAUGGCCACAUUUUGUGCAAUAGGCGUGACGCUCUGUAGAUAACCUGGCUGCUACUUUACUAUCUACAAUUGUUGUAUAUUCAGAUUUUUUGUGCAAUAUUUUUGUAGGAAACGAAGAUAAACGGUGAUCUCCCUGAACGGGUGAAGUAGUCUCUCUUUCCAAAAAAAAAAGAAAAGAAAAAGAAAACAAAUGGGAAAAAAAAACGAAAAAAAAAAACCCCCCACUGCAGUUUCCCUUGUUAGCAAUGUGGCUCUGGGCUGGACUGGGCGGUUUCGUUUGUCUUGCGCUGCUGUGACUUGUGCUCCUAAAACCCAGAGUUUAAUCGCUCCAGCCUCACUCUCCUCGUGGUAUAACGGUACAGUAAAUUACAUGAACAUUGUCUGGCGUUGCUGUUUGCAGUUUGAGCAUUUUUCACAAAAAGAGAGAUGUUAACACAGGUAUAACAUGGAUCGUGUAUUCGAGCGCUAUUGUACAUAGCCUAAAUAAACAAUCUCACCUGAA